AUGAUUUUGUUUCGUCAAAAAGUGGCCAUCCCUGAUUUUCUUGAUGCACAACGGAAAAGUUUUCGUCUUUUUUUAGAGACUGGGAUUCGUCGCGAACUUGAAUUUGUUUCUCCCAUUAUUGGAAAUUCGUUAGGAACAAGUAUCCGACAACCGACGAACCGUUAUAUUUCUGUAUCUUUUUUAGCUCAAGAUUUUUAUUUAAAGGCACCAAGUUAUACACCACAAGAGGCAAUUCAUAAUAUGGAAACAUAUAGUAGUCAGCUUGUGGUACCUGUUCAUAUUUCUUCGCAAAGUUUAGAUGUGAGUUGUGUGUUACCAGUAACCUUUUGUGAUCUUCCAUUAAUGACCGAGCAUGGAACAUUUAUUAUUAAUGGAUCACCGCGUGUCAUUGUUCACCAAAUUGUGCGUUGUCCAGGGGUAUAUAUUAAAGCACAGUUUGAUCAAAAGAAUCGUCGUUCACAUUUAGUAAGUUUUUUAUCUUCUUAUGGUUCGUGGCUUCGUCUUGAAACAGUACCACGUAAUCCUGAAGUGUAUGCGUGUAUUGAUAAUUUACGUAAAUUACCUGUUACCCUUCUAUUAGCAGCACUUGGUUUUAAUUUUAAACAAGUUUGUGCAGUUGUAAGUGAUCCAAAUGCAUUAGUAUUUACUGAAUCUCUUUUAAAGCCACAAUCUUGUGAAGAUGCCAUGGUUAUGAUGACUGCAUUAAUGUUUCCACAUCGUGCUGGAAGUGUUUUAAAAGCAAAGAAGUUUUUAUUUACUCAUUUUUUUCAUGCGCGACGUUAUAGCUUAAGUGAGGUUGGCCGUAAACGUAUUAAUCGUAAAUUACGUAUGCGUCAUAAUCUUCCUUCUUUAACUUUAAUGCCAGAGGAUGUUCUUGCAGGUGUAGAUUAUCUUCUUCGUGUAAGUAAUGGAGAAACUCAAUUUUUAGAUGACAUUGAUCAUUUAAAAAACCGUCGUGCGCGUUUAGCUGGAGAGUUAAUUCAAACACAGUUUCGAUUAGGAUUAAAUCGUUUAGAGCGUAGUGUACAUACACGUAUUAGUGAUGAAACACUAUUACGACAAAAACGUUUAGGUGUUGCUCUUCCAUCACUUAUCCGAACACAAAUUGUUGGAUCUGUUUUCAAAGAAUUUUUUGGGUCAAACCAAUUAUCACAGUUUAUGGAUCAGACAAAUCCAUUAGCAGAAAUUACCCAUAAACGCCGUUUAAGUUCAUUAGGACCUGGCGGUUUACACCGUGAUCGUGCAGGUCUAAUUGUUCGUGGUAUUCACCCAAGUUAUUAUGGUCGUAUUUGUCCAAUUGAAACGCCCGAAGGGAAAAAUGCUGGAUUAGUAGGUUCUAUUGCGACAUAUGCACGUGUAAAUUCUGAUGGCUUUUUAGAAAGUCCAUAUAUUCUUAUGGAAUCAGAAAAAUCUAAUCAGGAUGAUGGUUUUUUCUUAUUGAAUGCUUCGUAUGAGGAUAAAGUGAUUGUUGCUGCAGCGGAUACACAAAUGACAGCAGCUCGUGUUCCCGCUCGUACACGUCGUGAAUUUAUUGAAACUGAUCCAAAUGAAAUUACUUUCUUAGGAUUAUGUCCAAUUCAAUUUAUGUCAAUUGCUACAGCAUUAAUCCCAUUUUUGGAGCAUGAUGAUGCAAACCGUGCAUUAAUGGGUUCAAAUAUGCAACGCCAAGCUGUUUCUCUUUUAACACCACAACGGGCUUUUGUUGGAACUGGAUUAGAAGCUCGUGUUACACAUGAUUCGGGAGCAGUUGCACGUAUUCGUAAGAGUGGAUAUGUCUUAUAUGCAGAUGCACAACGUAUUGAUGUAUUAACUGAAAAAUCAUCAGUGAGUCAAUUUGUAAAUGAACCUACUUUUAAACGUGAAACAAUUUCACUUACAACAUAUCAACGCUCAAACCAAGAUACAUGUAUGCAUCAACGUCCAAGUGUUGUACCAAAUACUUGGGUUCAUGCUGGUGAAUGUUUAGCUGAUACUGCAUCGACAGUGGCUGGCGAGUUAGCCCUUGGAAAGAAUCUCCUUGUGGCUUAUAUGCCAUGGGAAGGAUAUAACUUUGAGGAUGCUGUUUUAGUAAGUGAACGUUUAGUGUUUGAUGAUGUUUUUACAUCUGUUCAUAUUGAACGUUAUGAUAUUUCGACUUCUCGUACACGUGAUGGUCAAGAAUAUAUCACUUCUAAAGUUGAAAAGAAUACCCAUCUUGAUGAAUUUGGGGUUAUUAAAGUUGGAACAUGGGUUGAACCAGGUGAUAUUCUUGUUGGAAAAGUUUCUCCACAACAAGAAUCUGAGAAUACUCCAGAAGGUCGUUUACUUCGUGCUAUUUUUGGAGGAGCUACACGUGAUGUAAAAGAUACUCCAUUGGUGGUCCCAAGUGGGGUGACAGGUCGCGUAUUAGAAUGUCGAACAUUAUUUGAAAAAACUAAAUAUAACGAAGAAUUAGAUUCAUAUGAAUCUGUUGGUUCGGUACAUAUUUUCUUAGUACAAAAGCGUAAAGUUCAAGUUGGUGAUAAAAUUGCAGGUCGCCAUGGAAACAAGGGAAUCAUUUCAAAUAUUUUACCUCGUCAAGAUAUGCCAUUCUUACAAAAUGGAACACCUGUAGAUAUGGUCUUAAAUCCAUUAGGUGUACCUUCUCGUAUGAAUGUGGGUCAAAUUUUUGAAUGUCUUCUUGGGUUAGCAGCUCAUACUUUAGAGCAAAAUUAUAAAGUUUUACCAUUUGAUGAAAUGCAUGGUGAUGAAGUAUCCCGUGGAUUUGUUUAUCAGCAAUUAUAUAAAGCUCGUUGUGCAACAAAUCAAAAAUGGGUAUUCCGUCCUGAAUCACCAGGGAAAAGUAUUUUAUUUGAUGGUCGAACAGGUUACCCAUUUGACCAACCUGUUACUGUAGGGUAUCCAUAUAUCUUAAAAUUAGUUCACUUAGUAGACGAUAAAAUUCAUGCUCGUUCAACUGGGCCUUAUUCACUUGUGACGCAGCAACCAUUAGGUGGUCGUUCAAAACAUGGUGGGCAACGUUUAGGAGAAAUGGAAGUUUGGGCACUUGAAGGAUUUGGUGCAGCAUAUACAUUACAAGAAUUAUUAACAAUUAAGUCCGACGAUAUGCGUGGUCGUAAUCUUGCUUUUAUGUCGAUUAUUCGUGGAAAUUUACUGCCAAAACCGGGUGUUCCUGAAUCAUUUAAAGUAUUAGUAUGUGAAUUACGUGGUCUUUGUCUUGAUAUUAGUCUCUCUCAAAUUCCUUCUAAUUAA
This is a messenger RNA of Micromonas commoda, 3231 nucleotides long. The record is from the annotation of a RefSeq genome assembly. Lineage: Eukaryota; Viridiplantae; Chlorophyta; Mamiellophyceae; Mamiellales; Mamiellaceae.